AUGAGGCAUUGGCAAUAUGAGAUUGAAAUAGCUUUACAGAGAAAGAUGAUUUACGAAUUAAAACAGGGUCUUGAAGCAAAAGUUAAACUUUAUGAAGAUAAGUUUGGUCCUUUAGACAUUCCUCCAGCAGACAUCUCUAAGUCAGAUGUUGUUAACGAGAAUACCGAAUCUACAAAAGUAGAACAAAAG
Molecule: messenger RNA, 189 nt
Organism: Cetraspora pellucida
Lineage: Eukaryota; Fungi; Glomeromycota; Glomeromycetes; Diversisporales; Gigasporaceae
Source: the annotation of a GenBank genome assembly